Messenger RNA from Rhodotorula graminis WP1, 2367 nucleotides. RefSeq lists its product as uncharacterized. NCBI's taxonomy places the organism in Eukaryota, Fungi, Basidiomycota, Microbotryomycetes, Sporidiobolales, Sporidiobolaceae. The record is from RefSeq and is a predicted model, not a curated record. The transcript has 2 exons. The coding region runs from base 1 to 2331 and encodes 776 amino acids.
AUGCAGCUGCCGCAAGCCUCGCCCCCAUCCGCCUCGGGCCUCACCACCCCUCGCGCCCGCCGCGUCACCCCGGCCACCUCGUCCUCGUCCCUCUCCUCGUCCACCCGCCCGCCGCCCAAGGCCGACGGCGACGACACCGACUCGCACAAGCACCUGAGCCCAACCACGGCCCGUCCACGCUCGCGCAUCCUGUCGGCCGCCUCGUCGACCGCCUCGUCGACACGGUCGCUCUCGCGCAGCCUGUCGCGCUCGACCUCGAUCCAGGCCACGGCGACGAGCAGCACCGACACGGCGCGCCCUGCGUCGCGCACGCUCGGCCCUCCAAGGGCCGACACGACGCCGCGCAAACCCGCCGCGACCGCCUCGCUCGGCGUCGGCCGCCCGCCCGCCCUGUCCGCCUCGUCGUCGUCCUUGGUCGCGCCCGAAGCCCACACGCCGCGCCGCACGACGCCCCGCCGCCGCUCGUCGGCUGCCUCGGCGUCGACUGCAGCCUCGGUGCGCAGCGUCUCGGGCGCAAGUGCGGCGAGCGCCCGGUCCCUCUCGGCCUCGCAGCGCACGCCGCUGCGCUCGUCGACGCGGCACGGCGCAGGACCGCCGCCGUCCAGUGUCGCGCCUGGUGCGACAGCGAGGCGCACGGGCGGGGCACUCGCCUCGUCGGCGGCGUCCGGGCCUGCUGCGGCGGGCACUCGGGCGCUCGGCGCAUCGUCGACGGCGUCGGCCAUCCCCGUGCCCGGCGGCCGCACCCUGCGCCGUCCCGAGCUCGGUGCCGCAGGUGGCGGGCUGCGCUCGUCGGCGGCGAGUGCGCUGCGCCGGCCGACGCCGCGCACGGGCUCGAGCGCGCUCGAGGGAGGACCGGGCGCAGGCUCGAGGGCGACGUCCGCUCUGGGGCGCAGCAGCAGGCCGUCAUCGCGCCUCGGUGGGCCGACGACGUCGGCCGGCCAACAAGCGCCGCCGCACAUCGCGCUCUCGCCGCCCGCCGGACCCGACGCGCCGCUCGUCGUCGGCCCGCCCGCCGCGCCCGCUCAACCCGAUCCGCACGCCUACGCGACACCGCGCAAGGGCCCUCUCGCGCCAAGCCCCGCCGACGCGUUCGCGACGCCCGUCGCCGACUCGACCGGCGCGCCCGACGCCUCGUCGGCCCUCUUUGCGCACCCGGCCUUCCUCUCGCCGCUCCCUCCUCCGCCCUCGACGCCCUCGCACCCGCACACCCUGUCGUCGUCGACCGCGACCGCGACCGCGACCUCGAGCACGACCACGGCAGCGGCCGCGACGCCCAAGCACCGCACGCUCCUCGGCCCGACGCGCCGCGCGCGCCCGCGAGAGUCGCUCUCGCUCGAGGAGCUCCUCCGACAGGGCCUCCUCUCGGGCCCGGGCUCGAGCUCGGGUGCAUCAGGCGCAGAGCUCGGCGUCCCCGGCGCAGGUGGGCGCGGCGGACCCGCAGCGCAGUCGGCGGCGGCGGCGGAUGAGUGGGAGCUACUCCUCGACGAGAGCAGCAGCCGGCUCAUGCGCGAGGAGAUGCUCGGCGGGAGCGGGGGCGGAGUUGAUGAGGUCGCCGGACCGGCUUUGGGCGACGGCGCGGGAGGCCCGAGGACGCCCUGGAGGGGACGGGUCGUCAGCCUCGGCAUGUCGGUGCGACGCUCGGGCCCGGCGCUCGGCGCAGGCGUCGGCUCGCCCGGCUCGCCAGCGUCCGAGCGCAGCCUCAUGCUCUCGCCGCCGUCGGCGGCGGCGGCGCAGCGCACGUUGUCGCCUCACGGCGGCGGCGAGGACCGGGUCCUUGUUCUGCGCCAGUCGACGACCGAGGCGUCGGGCCUCCGGCGGCAGCUCGCUGCGCUCCAGGCCGAGCUCGACCUCUUGCGGCGUGCGGCGCCCGGACCUGCGCCGUCCUCGGUCGCGGCCGACGGCGGCCCACCUCGCUCGACCCCGGCGCGCCCGGACGCCGCCGACCUCGCCGCACCCGCCGCCGCCGCCGCGGCCAACGAGCGUCUCGCCGCCCUCGAGAAGGAGCUCGACGCGGCCCGGGCGCGCGAGGACGAGGCGCGCCUCGACUGGGACGCCGAGCGGCGCGAGAUGGAGCUCGAGAUGGCCGAGCUCGCCGCGGCCGCCUCGGCACCGGUCGUCGUGCCCGUCGGCGAGCAGGACGGUGCGGCGGUACGCGCUCGCGAGGUCGAGCUCGAGGUCGAGCUCGCUGCGGAGCGGGCGAGCGCCGCGCGGGCCGCGGCGCAGCGCGAGUGGGACGCGGUCGGGGCGGCGGCGAGGCGCGAGCGGCUCGACGUGCAGGGCGAGCUCGAGGCGCUCAGGGUGCUCAAGGGCGGGCUCGGACUGUGGGUGUAGCGCUCGGUGCGGCAGGGAAUCGAGCGUGGUGUCGAG